AUGUCACUCAUGUCAGGCCACGACGGAUCUGACGGAAGUGCACCCAUUGAGCAAUUGAGAAAAUUCGUAUUUUCUUCUAAAAUCAACGUCAGCGGGGAAAAUAGAGAAGAAAAACUAGAAGUAGUGAUUCCUGAGCUUCUACAAGCCACCUAUUCCUUCUACACCUGGCCUUCUGCUCCUGUGUUAGCGUGGUUUCUCUGGGAAAACCGACAGGAGCUGCCAGGAAAAUACGUUGUAGAACUCGGUUCAGGAACUGCUCUACCAGGGAUAGUAGCUGCAAAAUUGGGAGCAAGAGUCACACUCAGUGAAUCUGCUACUCUACCAAAGUCUUUAGCUCAUACCAAAAGGUGUUGUCAACAGAAUAAGUUGGUUAUCAAUCAGGAUAUAAGGGUUAUUGGACUGACUUGGGGUUUAUUUUUGAGUAAUUUGGAAUCAAUUGGACCAGUAGAUAUUAUAUUAGGUUCAGAUUGUUUCUUUGAGCCUGCAAACUUUGAAGACAUCUUAGUUACUGUGGCAUAUCUUUUAGAGUCAAACAUAGAUGCUAAGUUCCUUUGCACAUAUCAAGAACGCAGCUCUGACUGGUCCAUUGAACACUUAUUAUCUAAGUGGGGUUUACAGUGUGUAGUUCAUGAUAUCAAUAAUUUGGGGGUCAGUGUUGGUUUGAAUAUUCAUGAUUUGAUAGGUGAUCAUAGCAUUCAUUUACUGGAAAUUACUAGAAAAUCUUGA
Phaedon cochleariae (mustard beetle) is the source of this 726-nucleotide messenger RNA. The record is from the annotation of a GenBank genome assembly. Lineage: Eukaryota; Metazoa; Arthropoda; Insecta; Coleoptera; Chrysomelidae.